AUGGUGGGGAAAGUCAGCGAGCGCGUCCUCCUCCGGGAAGGACUGGAGCGCACCGACAAUGGCAUGAAGCUUACGAGCUGGCCCGAUGUGGCCCCUAUUAACCAAAAAAAUUACUACACCGAUUACAUGAAGCGCGAUGACCAGAUCCUAUCGCUUCGGCUUCAAGGCGAGGCGAACAGGGACAGACUUGUACAAAGCGCCAAGGACCGUGAUCGCGCCCUCAACAAUACCAACGGCGAGGUACCCCUCCCCCUCGACGACCUCCAGGGUGACGACGGGCCCGGCGCUACCUUCCUCGAUCCUUCCAAGAUAAUCGUAAUACACCCCGGCAGCCAGAACUUGCGCAUUGGCUUCGCCAGCGAUGCGCUUCCCAAAACAAUCCCCAUGGUGCUGGCCACCAAGUACCCCCAGACCGAGUCGGAAAUGUAUGAGGCCCUCCCGCGGCGGCAAUUCGAGGCGCGCACCGUUGAACAGCAAUACGGCGAGGAGUGGUCCAAAAAGUACCAAAAAAUGGCCAACGAGCUCAAGACCGACAUGCGCGCAAACAAGCGCAAGGUUCUCCCAAACUCCAAGGAGCUGGUCAUGAACUUCAAUCGUCGAACCGAGCCCGAGGCCAUCUCUCAACACAACGACCCCUUGCAGGUUGACUGGACCGACGUUAAGACGCUCGAGGAUGCGGAUUCCAUCUCGUCAGUGUUCAUCGGCCAGAAUGCCCUGCGCGUUGCCGAUGACUCCAACCCAAAGUUCAAGCUUUGGUGGCCGCUCCAACACGGCUGGCUCAACGAAGACGACUACCCGACCAAGGCGCAUCUGUUCAACGACCUCGAGACGGUCCUCGACCGGGCCUUCCGGUGGGAGCUGGGCCUGACUAGGAGCACCGAAUGGAGACAGUACAGCUGCGUCUUCGUCAUCCCAGACCUGUACGAUAAAAAGUACGUCGAGGAGGUUUUGCAUCUUUGCGUCGAGUGGUUCGAGUUCGGCAAGAUCUCGUUUAUCCAAGAGAGCUUGGCGGCCACGUUUGGAGCCGGCUACACGCAAGCCUGCGUUGUUGACGUGGGCGCACAAAAGACAUCCAUUACGUGCGUAGAAGACGGCCUCUGCCUCGAGGACUCGCGGGUCAACCUUAAAUUCGGCGGCUAUGAUGUCACCGAGACGUUCAUGAAGAUGAUGCUUUACGACCAUUUCCCCUACCAGGAGAUCAACCUCCGCCGGAGAUACGACUUUCUGCUGGCCGAGGAGCUCAAGAUCAAGUACUGCACCCUGUCACAGGCCAACAUAUCGGUGCAGAACUUCGACUUCCAUCUGCGUGCACCCAACCAGCCGACCCACAAAUACCAGUUCAAGUGCUAUGACGAAGUGAUUUUGGCGCCCAUGGGCUUUUACGACCCGAGCAUCUUCGACAACAGCACCAAGCUGCGCGGGCGGCGGAAGUUGGUUGACCGAUCCUACAAUGCCUACGAUGUCGAGAUCCCCGACGACCCUACCUCUUCGGCGCAGCUUGCCGUGCUGGCGCUCAUCCAGCCGUCAGUGGCGGCGACGGCAGUCAGCUUUACAGGCGCGCCACCAGACAUGGCCACUCCGAGCAAGGAGCGAACGCAGCCCUUCAACUUCCUCUCGCGCGCCGACGCGGUCGCUACACCGGGCACGUCCAACGCGCCGUCGCCGGCGCCCGAGGGUGCCAACACUCCGGUGCCGGCGCCGUAUAUUUUCGGCUCGCGCGACAAUCUGAACGGCGGGAGUCCGGCACCCAGCGGCCGGAACGGCGGGACACCGGCCCCGGGAGGCAGCGGCUCGCUGCUGAACGGCCUCGCGCUGCCGGGGGCGGGUAUCGUCGAGGGAUUUCAGCGCAGUCCCAAGGCGCUGGCGGCGGAGCGCGACGCUGUGCUGCCGGUGGCCUCCCUCGACAUUGCCAUCAUGACGAGCAUCCAGAACGCGGCCAAGGGCGACGAGAAGAAGGUGCGCGAGCUGCUGGGCAGCAUCAUGGUGAUUGGCGGUGGCGCAAAGAUCCCGCAGUUUGGGCCAUUCCUCGAGGAGAAGCUUAAGGCACGCCGCCCCGACCUCGCCGACCGGAUCCUCGUCAGCAGAAGUGCAAGAGAGAUGGACGAGCAGGUUGUCGUCUGGAAAGGCGCCAGCGUCUUCGCCAAGCUGUCGACUAACGACUCGUGGAUCACAAAGUACGAGUACAAGAUGCUCGGCUCCAGGGCCAUUUACCACAAGGCCCUGUGGCAGUACUGA
Messenger RNA from Lasiosphaeria miniovina, 2235 nucleotides. RefSeq names its product putative actin-related protein. Gene Ontology annotation, biological process: double-strand break repair; regulation of DNA-templated transcription. The transcript has 3 exons. Lineage: Eukaryota; Fungi; Ascomycota; Sordariomycetes; Sordariales; Lasiosphaeriaceae. The coding region runs from base 1 to 2235 and encodes 744 amino acids. The record is from RefSeq and is a predicted model, not a curated record. Gene Ontology annotation, cellular component: Ino80 complex.